Messenger RNA from Suillus paluster, 1487 nucleotides. RefSeq lists its product as uncharacterized. Lineage: Eukaryota; Fungi; Basidiomycota; Agaricomycetes; Boletales; Suillaceae. The record is from RefSeq and is a predicted model, not a curated record. The coding region runs from base 175 to 1191 and encodes 338 amino acids. The transcript has 2 exons.
ACUUGCCUGGUACAUUCUUCCCGUUUCACGUGUCGUAGCAAGCCGUGCCGUCUUGUCAUUAUCUUAUCUUUUAUCAGCCUUUCAACUCCUUCAGAAACGCUUCUUGUACCAGGACGAGCCCGUUCGGGAACAUUCAUCCAAGGGGAUUUGAAUCUACACGUCAAUAUUGGCUCGAUGACGUUGCCAUCAAGAAAUGGCACAGCCAUUGAAGGCAUCAUGGAUGCGUUCUCGUCCUACGUGUUUAGUAGCAUGCCCGCUCACUUGAUCUACGUGCCUGAGAUGAGGCUUGUGGAUCGGAGCGAGGUAUUCAACAUAUACAAGCCUGCAGUCGAGGCCGUCACGGAGGAGGACCUGAAGGGGUUUUCAGGAUCCUGGUCGAGAGAAGAUUCUUUACAGAAAAUGGUCAAGCACAAGGUCAAAUUUGCAACGUUCUCUCACCGCUGGCUUAAUACCGGAGAGCCCACAUUCCAGGACAUGUCCGAAUCGCGAAAAUAUAUGUUGAAAAAUCUCGCCGGAUAUCACAAAUUGACCAAGUUUUGCGACAAAGCAAGAGAGUACGACUGUGAAUUGGCUUGGUCGGAUACUUGCUGCAUCAAUAAGGAUAGCAGCGCGGAGCUUGAUGAAGCUAUUCAAGCGAUGUUCAGCUGGUACCGUACCGCCACCGUUUGCAUCGCAUAUCUUGCAUGCUCUUCCAGCGUGUUGGACUUUGUACAGGAGCCUUGGUUCACCAGAGGAUGGACGCUGCAGGAACUUCUUGCACCGAAGAGGAUAAAGUUCUACGGACAAAAUUGGGAACCCCUCAGCGACAAUCCAGAUGACAAACACCCUAAAUCCACCACACCCGACGUCGAAAAAUCGACACCAAUCACUUCUGAUAUUCUCACUGCCAUCACUCGCUUAACGGAGAUUGGAUCGCACGAUCUCACCGAAUUCUCGCCCGGUAUCUCCUACGUUCACCAAAGGUUGAGGUGGGCAUCAAAGAGGACGACCACACGCAUCGAGGAUAUAGGCAUACUCCCUCAUUGGCAUAUUCGAUGUCAGCAUGCCGAUAACAUAUGGAGAGGGUCAGCGAUCCUGGUUCCGGUUGAUGGAGAUCAUCUUGCAACAAUGCAGGAGUUGGGAUAUCUUCGCAUGGGCGGGCGAAUCGUCACCAUAUUCCUCUGCGAUACCACGCUCGCCCAAAGGUUAUGACGCUUUUGAUGUGCACAGCUUCAGAGAACUGCACAAGGCUCUUGACAUGGGGAAGGUGGAGGGAAGAGUCGGAGAAGCAACUCCUGGUCUCCGUGGUGAUCAUGCGUUCGGGAUGACAAGACACGGGUUGCAGAUGAAGCUUCCGCUUCUUUACGUCGUGUUCGACCGCCCGAAUCAAGUGGCCACUAUUCACGCCCAGACGACUUCAGACUACCUCAGGCGAUCAGAGCCUCGGAAUCUCGCUGUGCGAGUUAUAUGCCGCCAAUGGGUACCAAAGGCAGAGGUCUAUUGUCUCG